Molecule: messenger RNA, 3831 nt
Organism: Saccharomycodes ludwigii
Lineage: Eukaryota; Fungi; Ascomycota; Saccharomycetes; Saccharomycodales; Saccharomycodaceae
Gene: SOG2
Product: Sog2p
Exons: 1
Coding region: 1-3831 (1276 amino acids)
Molecular function (GO): protein binding
Source: RefSeq, a predicted model, not a curated record
AUGGAUUCUUUAAGAACGGGAAUAGAGUCUAAUUCAGCAUCAUCUAAUCAGCAACAACAACAUGUUAUCCAGUAUAACCAAAGCACUAACAACAAUGUCCUGACCGGCAAUAUAUCUGAAUCUACUCUAGCAAAGCAAAAAUUAAUACAGUAUGUUUCAAAAGAGUUAAAUAACGAUACAGUCAUUAGACUAUCCCAUCUUGAUCUAAAUUUUCUACCUGAAGAAGCUGUCGACCUGAUUAUUAAUAAUCCAACACAGGUGGAUAAAUUGUACAUGCAAAAAAACCUGCUAUCCACUUUACCCUUAAAUUUCAAUAAAUUAAUGCAUCUAAGAUUGCUAGAUUUAAAGGAAAAUAAAUUCACCACCAUUCCAGCCAAAAGUCUGCCCCCAAGUUUAGAGAUUUUGGAUAUUUCGUUUAAUAGAAUUGAUGACCUACCCAAAUAUUUGCACAAAUAUUUACCCAAUUUGAAAUAUUUAAACUUGAAAGAAAAUAAUAUAAAAAAUGUUAAUAUAUUACAACCGUUGAUUUCCUUGGAAAAAUUAAGAAUUUUAGAGUUAGAUGAUGAUAAGGAACAAGAUCUUGAACUUGUUAAAGAAAUGGAGCUUUAUCCCGAAGACACUGUAAAAGCAUUAAAAAAAUAUUUUGAGAAGCAGCAGCAACAACAACAACAACAACAACAGUCCCAAUUAACCAAGGCUUCUAGGAGAAUGGGUAUUGUUUACAAUGAUGAUCCGAAUAGUAGUGAUAGUAGCACACCUAUAUCUAGUCGUUCCAAACAACUUCAGUCAACAGCAAUAAAUACGAAUUCAAAUGAAAAUUUUUUGGAUAACCAUUCUAAAUAUAAUGAUUAUUUUAAAAGACUUUCUGUAUUACCUGAAGAAGUUAAUGAAAAUUACUUAAAUAGUAGUAGUGAGGAUAUUUCUCUAGAUGAAUCGGACGGAUUGAUAAGUUAUAACCAACAAGAAAGUACUAGUGUUACCACAAGUGCCAGUAGUAUGAAAUAUUCAAAAUUACAUAAGUCACCUCAUCAUUUUCAUAAUAAACACCAUAAUCACCUUUCCAAUCAUGUUACUAACCCUUCACCUCUAAACCACCAUGAGCAUUAUUACCAAAAUACUCAUCACAAUGUAAGUGAAAAACAUAUUUCACGAAAUAAUUCGGGGACUGUUGUAGGUACUUCUUCAUUUCCUCAUGUGAUUAAUAAAAAUUCUGAAAAAAAAGAUACCAAUAAUAAUAAUACUGCCAAUGUUGUCACAGGAGUCGCUGGAAAUAGUUCUAACGUAAACACUACUAGUAUUCAACAUAAAUCCAUUUCAUCAUUGUUACCAACAAGUUCAACUUCCACACCAAAUUUAUUGUUGCAUAAUAACCUAGCGAUGGUCAAUAAUAAUAAUGGUACUAGUACUAAUAGUCCACACCAUUCUCACCAUAAUAAUAACGUCUAUCAAUCACAGUCCACACGCCCUGCUAAUGAUGCCUCUUUAAUGCCACAGCUCCAUAAUACUAUCUCAGCAUCCGGUUCUUCCCUUAACACGUUAGCUUCGACAACAAAUUAUAAUAUUAAGCGUAAACCAUACAAGAAAUUAGAUGUUUUCAACACUAUGGUAAACGACGGUAUUUCAGCAGCGGCAGCUACUACUAUCGAUACCACCACCACUAACAGUAGCAAUUCAAGUGUUAAUAUACUCAGUAGUACGCUUCCACCUAAUACUCCCAAUCAUUUAUCCAAAGGCAAUACUGCACCCAGUAACAUUAAUAUUACAAGUAAAAAGCUUCCCAAGUUAACCACUGGAGAAAUUAAGAACAUCAAAUAUGAAAGAUUGGUUUUAGGCUGUAGAAAGCUACUAUUUACCUUUACCGAAUGUCAGCAAACUAUAAGAAGGAUAACCUCAUUUGCUAAGGAUAAAACUGUCGCUAUGAAUGUGGUAUCGUUAUUAUAUGGUGUUCGUUCUCACAUUGAUAAUUUAGUGGAAGUUUUAGAAAUUGCAGAAACGCAUUUUGAUGCGGUUCAUCCAAGCGUUUUAAUUCAGAGUUGUACUGUUAUUAUUCCAAUUUUUAAGCAGAUAUUUCAUUUAUUAUCAAAUAAUUUCAACUCUUUUUUCCAAAGUAAUGAUAUCUGUUUUAUACGGAUGUUCUAUGCAAUUAUUUUGUGUGCUUAUACUGAAAUGUAUAAUGCUUAUAAUUUGGUGUGCACCACAAGUAAAGAACGUCAGCAAAGUUUUUCAAGGAGAUCAGCUGCCAAUAAUGCCAGUGUCAAUAAUAAUAAUAAUUAUCAUACUGGUAUAGUUAAUUCCAGUGCCAAUGACAACAAACACUUGAUGGAAAGACCACAGCGAAAUGUUAGUCAAAGAAAAGCUUCUUUAACUCAAGGAUCCAUGCCCCAACAAUCGCAAUUGCAACAGCAGCAAUUUAUCAAAAGAGGUUUAAGGUCAAGUAGUAUUUCCAGUGUUAUAAAUGCUAACCCCUCAAAUAACAUUGCUGCUACCAAUACCAGUAAUACUCCCUCCACAAAUAAUGUUAAUAGCAUUCCAUUAUCCGUUACACGCACUAAUAAUUCCACAUCGUCUGUUAGUAGUACUGCAUCAGUCGCGUCCCUAAAUAUAGCGACAGCAACCAAUUUCAAUAAUUCUCUUCCAUCUUUAUCUACUGUAGGCAACAAUAAUGCCAAUAUCACUGUCACUAAUCCUUCUAAUGAUAGUUCUACUAUAUCCAUGCCAAAUAAUAGCAACACUAGUAGUACCACUAACGUAAUUAAUAAUCCCACCGGUUUGUUUACUGUACCUCCAUCGCUGUCUCAUAAAGGUUCCUCGACUUCUCAGCUUGGUGUUAGAAGCAGAAGUAACACUCUGCAACAAAGAUAUACCCCACCUAAGCUGUCUACUACUCCGAUCACUAAUGUUAUGAUUAAUAGCAACACUCACGGUUCCAAUAAUAUUGGCAAUAAUAGUGCUAAUACUUCAACCUCUAUCAUUGCUGAUGCUUCUCCUUCGUCCUCAAUGCAAAAAAACAUGGCUGUCGAAAGUAAUAGUAAUAAUAAUAGUAGUGGUAGUAGUAGUAGUAGUAGUAGUAGCAGCAAUAGUAAUAAUAAUAAUAAUAUUACAAUUGAUAGUGCUAAUGACAAUAUUGUUAACGCUAAAAAUACUGACACUGAAGAUACAGAACAAGAGCAAUAUACUACGGGUGUUAACAAUAAUGAAGCUGAGAUUGAUUUACAAUUGUAUAAAAUUUUGCAAUCUGUUAUAUCAAUGACUAAUAUUGUCCAUUCACAAUUGAACACGGCAAUUUCUAAAGCAGCUAUGGAACAUGCAAAACAACAAUCGGGUGGUAAAAAUACAGAUUUAGGAACUAAUUCUAACACGUCAUUUUCUGGUUUGGCCUCUAAGCUUAAGGUAUUAACAUCCACGUGUGUUGGAUGUAUGGAACUAAGUGCAAACUUAAAAAAUAGACUAGCGGUCCUACUGGAUGUUGGUAAUGGUCUCGAACAGGAUAAGGAGCUGUUGAGUGCUGGAGAGAAAAGAAAAACAUGGGAAAUUAUCAAUAUGUUUUUGAAAAGCAUUAUUUCAUUAUUGGCUAAUGCGAAAAGUAUUAUGAAAGAUAUUCCUGAACUGGACAAUUUAAGACCUAAUUUAGCUAAUUUGGCCAAAAUAACUAAGGAAGUCACCGUUAUUUUAGACUGUAGCUCAUAUAAAACGGUAGGUAAUAAAAGCAAUACAAAUGGUAGUGUAAAUAAUGACUCUUCUCAGUGUCAAUGGACUAUCGGAAACACGCCUAUAUCUACCCCCUCUUUGGCUAGUAGUAACACAGUGAAUCCUUUUGAUCAAUUAUACUGA